Molecule: messenger RNA, 654 nt
Organism: Meloidogyne enterolobii
Lineage: Eukaryota; Metazoa; Nematoda; Chromadorea; Rhabditida; Meloidogynidae
Source: the annotation of a GenBank genome assembly
AUGUUAACACCAACAACAUCACCACCAACCAUUUCUUCAAAUCCACUCAAAUCAUCUGCUAGUCAACAAAAAAUUUAUUCACAAAUAAAUUCAAAAAAUACAUUUAAUAUAUUAUUAUUAGGUGAUGAAUCUUCAGAAAAAUAUAAAUUAAUAUGUACUUAUUUGGAUACUUAUUUUCCUGAACAACACAAAAAUAGUAAUUGUUUAUUUUUUGAACAUACAAUUAAUACAACAAUCAGAGAAACACCUUCUACAUUAAAAAUUUGGGACUUAGCUGGACAACCAUGUUACGACAAACUUAGACACUUAGCUUAUAAACAAAUCCGAUUUGAUGUUAUUCUUGUUUGUUUUUCUGUUGUUAAACCACAGACAUUAGAAAAUGUAAAAACUAUUUGGUUACCAGAAAUUAAAAGAAAAAGUCCAAAUACUCCAUUUUUGUUAGUUGGGACACAGAUUGAAUUAAGAACAGACAAAAAAACAUAUGAAUUAUUACAAUUAGCAGGGCAAUUACCUAUAACUAAUUCUUUUGGUUUUAAAUUAGCAAAAAAAGAAAAAGCAAAAAAUUAUAUUGAAUGUUCGGCUGAUAGAAAACAAGGAUUACAAGAAUUAUUUGAAGAGGCUAUAAUUACAGUUAUUAAUUUAAGAAGGCUUUGA